Messenger RNA from Danaus chrysippus (African queen), 330 nucleotides. The record is from the annotation of a GenBank genome assembly. NCBI's taxonomy places the organism in Eukaryota, Metazoa, Arthropoda, Insecta, Lepidoptera, Nymphalidae.
AUGGUGAGUGAGGCAGCACCAGGCACCAGGCAGCAGGCAGGUACAGGAAGGAGUUCCCAACAAACUAAACAACAAACACCACACCGGCGCCGCGAGGACACAGUUACUAACUACAGCCACAGUUAUAAUGUAUUCGCACGCCAUCCACGUGUAGGUUCGUUGUGUCCAAACAGAAUGCCUGAGAUUCAGAACACAAACAAGGCCACUUUAUUUAAGUUCCACGUAAAAUAUCCCACGUGUUUCAAAUUCUGGCCGCGACACGCCCACUUGGAGAUAAGCGCUGGCGUGUCUGUGAGCCGCGAGCCGCACAAUAUGUCACGCAGGGGAUGA